CGAGAGCGCGCACGCAACGUGCGCCAGGCCCAAGCCAGCGGGAGAGGAUUGCCGAGCCACGGCCUGAGCGGUGAGAUGGCGGGCAGUGUGUAACGCGGGGUACGCAGCGCACUCUCACUCCGUUACACGGCUGGAGGAGAACCUUUAACGCUAUGAGAGGGGAGGGGGAGGGAGUUACGGCACGUUGUGCGUUGAUAGAAAGCGGGGAGCGGGUUGCUAGGCGGUAUUUACUGACUAGGGCUGUGUGCGCUGGGCAUUAUGGGAUAUGUAGUGCAGGGUAGCUGGUGUGCUCACGGUCCGAGGUGGGGGUUGCAUUGCAUAAUACUGUGUGUGUGUCAGUCUCUGUCCUACAUACCCCGUGAUUGCAGUCACUAUUAAUAUCAGAAGGAAUGAGGACACUGGUUAUCCUCAGUAUUGAUGAUUGGAGAAUGAGCAUUUAAUUAAAGGACUACUGUGUUGUGAUUAGGAUUGAUGUAUCAGUAAGUCAGUAUUAUAAGGUUCAGGCCUCGCUGCUUUGUGGUGACGGUAGAAGUGUAUCAAUAAAGGAAUAAAUUAUGUUAGCGAAUGUCCAAAAAUUAACACUACAGAAAAAAAAGAGCAGCAAUAAAUUUCAAUGUUCUGUUUGCUAUUUUGUAUCCGUCUUCUAUGAGUCUAAAACAAGUUAUAAGCAUGCGUGUAAUAUGCAUAAGGCUAUCCUAACUAUAAGAUAAGGCCAGGGACUAAUGAAAGUAUUUAAAACAUUGGGCAGACUAGAUGGGCUGAAUGGUUCUUUAGUGCCUUCACAUUCUAUAUUUUGUUCCUAAAAAGGCAAACAUUGCUGUUUGUGCUUGACUGGAUCCAUUACUACAUAAUACACUGCAUAAUUCAGCUGUCUGCUGUUAAAGGGACACUAUACUGUAGUCACCAGAAGAACUAUAGCUUGUUGCAUUUGUUCUGGUGAGUAGAAUCAUUCCAGGCUUUUUGCAGUAAACACUGUCUUUUCAGAGAAAAUGCAGUGUUUACAUUACAGCUUUGUGAUAAAUCAGUUGGCUACUCCUCAGAUGGCUGCUACAUGUGCUUCCUGGGGCACUGUUGCACAAUGAGCAGUACAGCCAUUCAGUGUCUCCACCCUUUGCAUGCAGACACUGAACUUUCCUAAUAUAGAUGCAUAGAUUCAAUUCAACUCCAUGAGGAGAUGCUGAUUGGCCAAGGCUAUGCUUGACUUGUGCUGGCUCUGCCUGUGAUCUGCCUCCUUGACAGUAUCAGCCAAUCCUAUGUGAAAGCAUUGUGAUUGACUCAGACCACCACUUCUGAUGAUGUCAGCAGUCAGGUCAGAGGCAGCAGCUGCAGUCUUAAAUACAAGUAAGAUUGUAUUAAACUUAGGGAGGCAAGAGUGUGGUGGUGGGGAGAGGCCUAGAUGGUGGUUUUAACACUAUAUGGUCAGGAAUAUACCUUAUAGUGUUCAUUUGAAGAAUGAGGAAAACCUAUUUUAAUGUUAUGUUUGGGUGAAUGAGCUACUGAACAAGGUACUGUUAGUCCAUGCAUACAUGCCCAUGAUGUCAAAAAUUACAGGGAAGUAAAAGCCCUGUAGCAUAUUGCCACUGGAGUCAGCAUAAUGAAAUAGAGUUGUUAUUCUGCCAAUCCUUUCACAGCAAGGGCGGAAUACAGAAAUGUCUAUAGACUGGUGUUUCACCAGUAUAACAUCCACAGAGCUGUGGUGCUAGAGCAAUAACUCUAAAUUUUCUGUUAAAUUAAACUUAAUUUUUAUUUAUGUGAACAAGUAUAUAUGUUCAUAACCUUUGGGAUUCAGUCAAAGGGGCCUGUAUCACUUGACAUCAAUUUUUUUUUAUUUAUUUUUUUAAACCAGCAAACAAACCAAAAUAAAGCAAGAGAAACUUUGCAAAGUAUGUAAUAAAUGUUUAAAAUAUACUAUAAUCUUUGUCAGAUUGCAUUAUUGGAGAUGCCUCUCAGCUGGGGAAGUUUCUUAAGCUACCUUCCCUUACCAAUCCAUCUCAAUUUCAGACCAAUCCAUUAAUGAUAGAAACAGAGCAUCAUUAUGCAGCAACAGGAGAGAGAAACCCAACACUUGAGCCUGCAGAUGUCUACAUCUGCCCAUCAUGCCUACGCACGUUUUCAGCAUUUUUAGGGAUAGGACACUGAUUGGUUAGAUCAGUUUCCCAGAUAUAGUGGAUGUGGAAAGCAUACGAAAGAAGAAGCAGGUAAAUGUGAAAAAAAAAUCAAAUUUACCUGCUUUUUUUAAAGCCUGUAGAGUGAGGAAACUGUCUCAUUCACAGCUAAUGCUUUUUAAGUGAACCUGUCAUUGCUUUAAAUAUUAUUAAGCAACUACUUCCUACCUUAUGCCGCAGAACUAUCUCAUUUAGAACGCCAUGCUGGUUUCAUUGUAUCAGAGUUAUUUAGUUAAUCUGUUCCUAUAUUCCAAAUCAAGUGCAAUGAAAUCAUAGUAGAUACAGAUCACACUGAGCGUGAAAUUUUGUUGUUUUGUGGGAGAACCAUGUAGACAUGUCCUUUUGUCUCAAAACUCCGUUCAGUGCAUGAAGGACUCUGGCGAGAAUGGUUUAGCAAAUGAGGUGAAGGACCAUAAUGGUAAAUUGUUAAAAAUGUAUAGUUUUGUCAACAUUUUUCCUAGCACAAUGCUAGGACUUUUGUUUCUUUCUUAGAGCGUACCUUAACAUACUCAUGACAGUUACACUUUUAUUUGAAGUGUUUGCUUAGAUAUAGAGCACAGCUUGAACCUAUGAGACAAUGGAAGAAGAAAAAAUAAGAUACAGUAAAAUUCAGAGUUAAUUUUAUUAUUAUAAAUAAUUCCCAUAAACACAAAUGGUUCUUGCAAUUAACAUGAUACACGUACUAGUGGUGACCAAAAGGUAGAUCCCCAGAUGUUGCAGAAAUACACUCCCAUGAUGCUUUACAUUCUAUUAGAAUGCCUUUAGAUUGACAAGCAUUAUGGAAGCUGUAGUUUUAAAACAUCUGGGGAUCUACCUUUUGGGCACCCCUGUUUUAGACUGUUAUAUGAGAAUAUAGGUAUAUUACAAUGUUUAUACCUAUUAACUUUCCAUCUGGUGGUCCAGGAUUCACGUAUACAUGCCAAAUCAAUUCUUCCAUAUCUUUAAUCGUAUAAAAUCACAAAAAGAACACAACAUAGUAUAAAACCAACAACACCAAUAAAAUAGGAACGAUAAUUGAACUCAAAAACGUGGUACCAUGAAAAGAGGUCAGUAGGGCAUAACACAGGGAAGUAAAAGCCCUGUAGAAUAUCGCAGAUAUGUCUCUGGAAACGGUUUCAGACGUACCUGCAAUAUGCUAUAGGGCGUAUACUAUGUUGCAUUCUUUUUAUGAUUUUAAGUGAUUUAAAGAUAUGGAAGAAUUGAUUUGACAUGUAUACGUGAAUCAUGGACCACCAGAUGGAAAGUUAAUAGGUAUAAACAUUGUAAUAUACCCAUAUUCUCAUUUCACCUUGACUGCACCACACCAUUUCUUUCUUUGUUUUUAUAUAUAUCAGGGUUUUCGGAGUUUACCGGGGUAUUGGUGUUCAGGGUGAACACUAUUAUUGUUUAUAUCUUUUAGACGGUUAUAUGUCUGUAGGAAAAAUAGCUAGUUUGUAUCUCAGUGGCAAAUAACAGGCUAGGGUGUCUUUGUGCAAAACAUUUGUGUGCGCAUUAUAUAUUAGCCAGUUAAGGACCAAAUUUAGUCUUUUUUACCAUCAUCACAGUCUGGUCACUAAAUAACCUGGAGCAGUAUGAAAUGCCCUAUCUAUUCAAGCGUCACUGACACCCCUUUUCAAAUUGAAUGUAGACCACUUGCCAAGUGUAACCAACCCCUCUGUCUCAAAUACCACGUAUGAACAGCAGCCAUGAUUCCCACAUAUUGGGUGAGAUCUAAGCCAGGAUAACAGUAUUCUAAACACAUUUCUGCAGCAAAAGGAUGAUGAAGCUAAUUUUCAUUUGAAUAGCUUCGUCAAUAAGUAAAGCUGUUGUAUCUGUGGUACAGAAAAUCCACUGACUCAGUAAUUUUCCUACGUCUGACACACUGGUACCGCUGUCUGGAAGUGUCACUGGGAAUUGGCCCCGUCUAUGGAGCAUCCUGCGGAUCCUACAUAGACUUUCAUGUUGUUUUCUUGCGUGAGAGUAUAACAGUGAUGUCGACUCCUGGCUCUGAAGCACCAAGAGCAGAAGAGGACCAUCUGAAUGAUGCAGGGGGCAGGUUCACGAAAGUUAAAGUCACCUUUGCCUGCCACCACCGUGUGACAAAGUCAGGAGACUGGGAUGUUGGCUUAUUUUGCAAAGACCCUCGAUGAUGACAGUGCUCCUGAUAUUUCAUCCACCAGAAGCCCCCAUCAAAAUGUUGUAUUCUCGCACAUGAGCAACAGUGCAACACUGCUGUUUUUAGAGGAUCCCACAAGAGUCUCCAUAGAAAUUCUCACAACGACUGUGGAAAAUGGUAAAAUGUGACAGCAGCAGCUAUUUGUCAAGGUAGUAGUUGUUACUACUUUGUCUUUUGACUUUAUUGGAAUUACAAUGACAUUCCAAUACAGUCUUUAUACAUAAAGAUUUUAUCUUUUUGAAAUGCUCAAAAUAUUUGGAGCUGCUUAACCCCUUAAGGACCAAACUUCUGGAAUAAAAGGGAAUCAUGACUUGUCACACAUGUCGUGUGUCCUUAAGGGGUUAAAAGUAACACAUCUUGUAUAGACCAAAAUUGGUCUUUAAUUAAGGGUUUCCAUUUAUGACUAUACUGUCCCUGUGCAAAAGGAUGAGUUGCCCUUUCUCCUGUAUACCAGUUCAUCCACUCACCUGCUUUAUGACAAAUUGGAAAACAGUCUGAGAGUCAGACAUAUUUAGGAGCUAAAUUGAUCUUCAGACAAGCCAGUCUAGGAAUUUUGGUAUCAAUUUAAUAUUGUUGGAUAUACUUUUUUAUAAGCUUUUUGAGAUUCAGAUUUUUGGAUGAACUUUCAAAAUUAAGAAAAACAUUAAAAUUUUUUAAUUGUUUUAUAGUUUUUUGAUAUAAUUUUUAUAUUUAAAAUAUUUUUGCACACAAAAAAAAACAUUUUAAAAGUUUAUCCAAAAAUAUUACACCGUUUAAAAAGCUUAUCCCAAAAUAUUAAAAUUGUUUGAAUUCUGUAAAAUAAAAUUAGACAGAAUAUUUCAAAUGUUAAGAGUGAAUGUUUGUGCCUUGUAUACCUCUGUAAAAUCAGUGUAUUAUUUUGUAAAUAUUAUAGUUUCUCUUUUUUUUAUUUUAUAAAUUAGGUUUUGAAGUUUUGCGGCCCUUGGGCCGUUCCCUUCAGAAGUGAUCAUAAUGUCACACAGAGGAGGUGAUCGAGACUUGCAGUCUUCAGCUCGCAGGAUGGGUACCUCCCUGCUGUUCCAGCUGUCUGUGCAUGAACGAGAGCUGGAUCUAGUAUUCCUGGAUCACAGCUAUGCUAAGCCUUGGAGUGCUCACCCAGAUGCUAGCAAUGCCCGUCCAACACGCACCCUCUUUAUCACACCUCGGAGGCAGCAGGAAAGUACAUUGUAAGUCCAAUGCUUCCUUAAUCUUCUAUAUCAAAACAGCAGAAUGUAGUACUGUUGAAUCUCUGUAUUGCUUCUCUAUCCCACAAAUAUAAAAACACAGAUAACUUGGUAAACUCAUAUGUGGUAAAGUUUAAAGUUUCCUCUCUGACUGCCUAGCUGAUUCCUCAUAGACUGGUCAUGAAAGGUGGUUUACUUGCUGUUAUUAAAUGCAGCAAGUAAAUGUGAUUCCUAUGUACCUUUCCCAUAAGUCCUGCAUAGCAAUAUUCAGAGUAUAAAUGACAAUUAAAUGCUAGUUUAAACGUCAUCAUUGCACCGUUUGCAUUUUAUCUUUUUUUUUUUAUGGAAUUAUGAUAGAGCUGUUAAUGUAUAUGAUGGAAACUUGUCCAUAUUUUUUAUAAGGUCAUAUUAAAGGGACACUGUAGGCACCCAGACCACUUCAGCUAACUUAAGUAGUCUGGGUGCUGUGACCCUUUUACAUUGCAGCUCUAAGUCUGCUCUCUGUGGCUGUCUACCAGACAGCCACUAGAGGGCUUCUGGAAUCCAAACAGACUUCUAGUCUGUUAUCUGAUGCUGGACUUCCCCACGCUCUGCAUGAAGACCUCAAGCAACAGAUUUUCCCCAUAGGAAAGCAUUUUUCAUUGAAUAAUGCUUUCCUAUGGAGAGGUCUAAUGCACGUGCGGCCGUUGCCAUGUAUGCGCAUUAGGUCUCCCCGAUAUCGGCAGAGGAGUGUGGGCGGAGCUUGACCCAGAGGGUCAUCGGUGCUGGAUUCAUGUAAGGGGAGGGGAGGAACUAUAAACCCUAUAGGGCCAGGAAAACGGUUUUGUUUUUCUGGCACUAUAGGAUCCCUUUAACCCCUUAAGGACACAUGGCAUGUGUGACGUCAUGAUUCCCUUUUAUUCCAGAAGUUUGGUCCUUAAGGGGUUAAGCAACAUAAAACAACUUAGUGUAGUAGUUAUGUUGUGGCUUUUAUAUUUGUCUAAAAGUGUUUGCUUGAUGGCUUAAAAAAAUAAUUGUCAAGUGAUGCAUGUCCCUUUAAAGCCUUCAUUGAAAGUUGUCUGAUCCUGACAGUCGAUUUGAACACUACAUCAACAGGGGAGUCCUCCUCUCAAUAUUACCCUAAUGAUAAUUAAAGGGAAACCCCAGACCUCUAAAGCAUUUUAGCUUGCUGAAAUGCUUUGUGUAAAGAGUGCCCUCCUUUUUUUUUUUUGCAUCAGUACAUUUUUUUAUGGAAAUUUAUACUUUUACAAAUUUACCUGGUUCCACCCCCUGGCUUUGAAGCAGAGAACAGUCAAUGUUACUUCCAGGUUGGGUUGCCCAGAGCACUUGCAAAGACUUCUCAUUGAGCUGCAUUGUAAAGUCUGUGAUUGGAAAGCCACAGAAAGUCUGGGCAGGAUAAGAAGGGGAGGGAUUAAAAAAGCUUCAGACAAGAGAAAUACAGGUUUUGCAAGCUGUUUUUAGAUAUCCCCCUAUGAAAAAAUGCAUAUUUAAAUGCAUGCAAAUUUUAAUUUAGGGUACAUCUAUUAAACAGGGAUUUUUAUUUAUUUUGUAUUUGGCAAGUUGAAUGUCUAUUAAAAUUACUCCAAUCUUACCAACUGACCUAUUAAUGGAGUGAGAUAUGUUUGGACAUACAAAACUAUACUUUUUUUUUUUACUUUGAACUCCGACUUGAUUUUUUUUUAUUAAAGUAAUUUUUAUUCUCAUACAUGUGGCAAAAUACAUGGUACAGUUUGGAUAUUCUUAUGGUAUAAUGUCAUUGGUACAGUUAAGAACAUUCCAUGCAUUGGUGGUUACAACAUUACAGCAUUUAAACAUUGUUUGUCACAUUGUGUCUAUAUUACCAUAUGUAUAUAAGGCACUCAUGGCCUUCUGAUAUAGUUCUCACAUGCUGUGACGUUUUCUUAUAUCAACAUCUAACAAACUCAACAAUAGGGAUGGGGGGUUACUAAAGGAUAAAGAGGGGGUUUGGAACGGGUGGGAAGGCGAGCCGUGCCACGGGGGGGGAGGGGGUCUAUUAUUUCUUCCUUGUGUUACACUUUCCCCUCGUAUACUGCCAGUGUAAAUGGGGCAUUCUUUUCUAUAUCGUUUGUCGGCAGCUAAUUUUGAUGUUGGCAUAAAUUUGGCUUAUGCUAUCUAGAGCUGGUUUGAGAUAUUUACCGGGUGAUGUUCGGAGUGUUAUUCUGUGGUACUAUUGUCGGUAUCUUAUGUUAUUGUUGUUUUUUACCUUUGUACGAUAUGCUAGAUACAUUUUGCGUAAUACAUUGUGUUUUUUGGGGGGUUUUUUUGACUUGAUUUAUUUUAAGAUGUACUGUUUUAUCUCUCUUAUUAUUUGACUUGAGCAGAAAAUUGAAUUGGUCAGACUAUACCUUUUUUGGCAAAGACUUUCUCCUCUACCUAAACAAACUCAGGGCAACUGACUGGAGACUCUGUGAAAAUUCCACCUAAACAAACUCAGGGCAACUGACUAGAGACUCUGUAAAUCCCUUCUGUAAGGUCCAUUAUUUUUGCAGUAAGCCACCAUGAGAAUGACAUCAUACAUCACGGAGAAUAACUAUCCUGAGGUCUCAACCUUUUUGAUUUGGGAAGCACACAAAUGCAUCUUGAAAGACUCGGUGCUGAUGAGACCUUAUGAUGGCCAAGUCCAGAGGUUUAUGGACACGAUAUAACUUUGUAUCCACACACUCAUCUAACUGUGACCCACCACUACCGAAAGAGUUGACAGUCGAGGUGUGUGCUCCCUCAACUACGUAAUCUUUUGUGUCACAGAGCACUCAAGAGCACUAGAACUUCCAUAUAACUGGAGAUAAAUAUUGGAGGUUACUAGCACAUAUGAUCUAUAAAAAGCUAACCUUGACAUAUAUUGCAAUACUUCCCAGAUAAGUAUACAAUUCUACUCUGAUGUCUAAUCACAGUCAAUCUACCAUUUCUCUCCAGUCACUGCAACUGGAUGUAUUAACAGAUAUCUAAAAACUUACUUGACUUUACUUUACAUCUGACGCAGCCAAUCUUUUUAAGAAAAAAACCAUGAGAUUAAGAAUGUAGUGUUGUGGUUAUGGUUCCUGGAGUGUUCAUUUAACCAUAUUAUAGACUUUCGUUCGUGACCUCCGUUUCUCAUAAACCUUCUUUUAGAAUAUGUCACUUAUUUUAUGAUUGAAUGUGAUAUGGCAAGACUUCGUUUCGUUUAAAAUGCUUCAAUUAAAUAUUAUUUCAAAAUAAAAUUAAAAUGCUGUUAUUGUGUUUACUCUGUUUCAAAAUUUUUCAGAGAAACAGAUGUGCCUAUCGAUGUUGAGACCAUCAACCCCACUCCUAUGCCAUUAUAUGACAAUCAGAAGGCACGAAGUGUGAUGAACGAAUGUGAGCGUCAUGUAAUCUUUGUGAGGACAGACACAGAAGCACCUCCACCGCCCGAUGACUGGGAAGACCAUGUCAACAGGUGAGUGCGCUAUACAGGUGAUGAAAUGCCAAGCAAGCUAGGUUUCUAGUUAGAUGUUGUGUCACUAAUGAGAAGUGUAAAUAUAUCUAAGGUGACUACCUUAGAAAAACACACAAAUGUGGUAUAUUAAUUAUUUGUUUUUACAAUAUUUUAUUAAAGGGAUGCAUGACCUUGUUCAACAUAUUUUUAAGGGUUCUAUAAAAACAGUAGAAGAACAGGCAGGGAAAGGAAUAGGACAGAGAUGAGAAACAACCAAAGCUGAGGCAUAUUCAAAAUGUAGAAUCCGGGGAAUCCAAGUAUUGAGAACAUGUUCAUGUGAAUCUUAUUGCUCUUCAUCACUUUAAUGUGCUAGACUUUUUUUGCAUGGUUGGUAGACCUAAGAGGUACCUUGCCAGGGUUGAGCAAGUCUCUCUUUCUAGCUGAGGUACAAAUACUGGGGAUAUAACAUGUUUGGAAUUGGGAUGCCUUUGACGGUGCACUGUAAGCUUGGGGUCAUUUAAAAUAUCUGUGUGUAAGAAGUACUGAAUGAUCAGAAAAUCUCCAUCCACAAUGUUUUUAUAAAUUGGUGACAUUUCUGUUGCAUUUUAUAUUCCAAGAUAAUUGAGCAUACACAUGCAAACACCAAUUAAGGAUGUUUUGCCCAUACUUUUUUUUUUUUUCUUUUUUUUUUUAAGUAACUAUUAGUUAUGUUAUUAGAUUUACACAAAAGCUGUACAGGACCAUCCUGGCAUCAGAUACAGAUUACUACUAAAUAUGUUUAGAUGUUUUUGCUUGAUUGUGUUAUGUAAGCAUUAGAGCAUUACAAAAAGAAAAUGCCUGUGGUUCGUGUGGGAGUUAUGAGAAAAUGGCAGUUAUUAGUCAGUAAUGCAGGAAAACUGACAUUUUUUUAAAAAGAAAUUGAUGCUUUUUAGCAAAUAAAACCAUUGCCUCUCCUUCUCCCUGUCUUUCAACUACCAUAUUCAUCUACUUUACAACUUUAAAGGUAUGUCCAGCUCCAUUGCCUCACUUUUUUAUUGUGUGUGUUUAGUAACGAUUCUGACAGCAUUGGCAAAAUGUCUGUUUUAUUCACUCUUUUAGCCCGAGUUUGUGAUAUUAGUAAAAGCAUAGUAGUGGAGGCUUAAAGUUACACUCUAGACUCCAAAAGCACUUAGGUUUGCUGAAAAUCUUUGUGUGAAGAGUGGCACAUUUAUAAAUUAACCUUGUUGCAUUCCCUGGAUGUCAAUCAGACAUCCGGUUUUGUUAAAGGACCACUAUAGGCACCCAGACCACUUCAGCCUAAUGAAGUGGUCUGGGUGCCAGGAACAGCUAGGGUUAACCCUUUUUUUUUUUAUAAACAUAGCAGUUUCAGAGAAACUGCUAUGUUUAUAAAUGGGUUAAUCCAGCCUCUAGUGGCUGUCUCUUGACAGCCGCUAGAGGCGCUUGCGUGCUUCUCACUGUGAAAAUCACAGUGAGAAGAUGCCAGCGUUCAUAGCAAAGCAUUAUAAAUGCUUUCCUAUGAGAUUGGCUGAAUGCACACAGCUCCUGCCGCGCAUGCGCAUUCAGCCGAAGCGGAGGAGGAGAGCUCCCCGCCCGACGCUGGAGAAAGAGGUAAGUUUAACCCCUUCCUCCCCCCUCAGCGCCACGGGAGUGGGACCCUGAGGGCGGGGGCACUAUAGUGCCAGGAAAACGAGUAUGUUUUCCUGGCACUAUAGUGGUCCUUUAAUUCUUGGUUUGUUUAGCUCAGUAUAGCUAGACUCAAAAGGCAGAGCACCUGCCUUGCAAAGAUUUCUUAUUCAGCUGCAUUGGGAAGUCUGUGAUUGGACAACCACAGAAAGUCUUUAUUGGGGAAAAAAAGAGGAGGGCUUGCAAAGGCUGCAGACAAUGUGGGCAUUUGCAAUUUGUUUUUAGAUAUUCCCCAAUGGAAAAAAAAAAAUCAGUUAAGAUUUCAUAAGCUUUGGUCACAAUAAUUACGAUUCGAUAUUAUUCAGCAUUAAUAGGAAUGGAAGUAAGUUAUUUAUACACGAGUGGUAGUACAACUUCAUAGUAUGGGUCUAUUCACUUAUGAUGUAACUGUGGUUAUUAUGUGGGUUUUAAAGGGGUAAAGGAGGUGAAGCGAUUUGGUAAUAGUAAGAUAAUAUAUAAGAGGUAAAGCCGUUUUAGAUCACAAUAGACAGGGGGAGUCGGACCAUGUGUGUGUGUGUGUGUGUGUAUAUAUAUAUAUAUAUAUAUAUAUCUAUCAAGGAAAUAUGUAGAUAGAAUGGCUAAGGCAGGGGAAAGGAGAGGGAGGACUUGUACUAUCAUAUUUAAGAGCUGGAGAGAUAUGUUGAACAGAACUAGAAUAGCAAUUUAUUGUAAUAUGUUUUUUUUAAACCAACACGAUCCAAUAUCCUAGACAAACUAACUGAUCUAUUGAAGGCUAUAGUGUUAAAUAAAGGUCGGAUAUUUGGAAUACUGUUUGGUCUCUGAUGAGGUCUGGAGAAUUUUUUUUCUUUUCAUUUAUUUCUGCAAUUAUAGGUAGGUCCGGUUCAGGUAGAUAUAAGUACACAGGUCUCCUUAUUUUGCUUCUUUCCUGGGAUACUUUCCAUAUUUCAUAUUAUAUCUUGGAAUUAUAAUGACUGAGGGAAGGGAGAGGAGAGGGAGAUUAGUACUAUUAUAAUGGAUAGCUGCAAAAUACAUCAAGUAGUGUCAGAUUAGUAAUUUAUUGGGUUAUGGCUUUAGGAGCUAGUGUGGUCAUAUAUUCUAGUCAAAGUUGACAGCAUUGUGGAUUGCCAUUUGACCGAUUUUGGGCUAGAUAUUUGGAAUGCCAUUUGGUUUCUGAAGAGUUUGGAGGCCUUCCUCCUCUCGCUAGGGUCUCUAUUCCUGCAAUUAUAGGCAGGUCUUGUUCAGGGGGCUUCAUAUAUAUAUGUAUGUAUGUGUGUGUGUAUGUAUAUAUAUAUAUAUAUACAUAUAUGUGUGUGUGUAUAUACGUCUCCCCACUGGAUUACCAAGAGGCGGUUUGUUUCCCCUCUUGAAUUAUUUUUUGUUUUAUGUACUUUAUAAUGUAAAUGUGUAUUCUUUUUUUUGUUUCUGUUUUUUCUUUUUUACUUUUCUGAGACUCGAUUUGGGGUGUAAUCAGGACAAUAGGUGUUAUGAUGGCACUUAAUGUGAUAUCAUGGAAUGUCCAGGGUUUGAAUUCACCACAGAAAAGGGGAGCGGUCUAUAAAUUUCUAAAUGGAAAUGAUAUUGAUAUUGCUUUUAUUCAGGAGACACACUGGAUUAAUCCCCCAGAGAGACUCUGGAAGUUUAAGAAAUUCCCGUUGAUAUUUUCUUCUAAUAUGGAGGGGAAUAAAAAAAAAGGCACUGCUAUCAUAAUCUCUAGCAGAAUUAAUUUUGAAAUGAUACAUCUAACUGGGGAUCCAAUGGGAAGAUAUGUGAUACUCAUCGCAAAAAUUAAUGGUAUUAUAUAUACUUUGGUUAAUAUUUAUGCACCAAAUUCGUGCCCAGGGGACUUUUUGGAUAAAACUAUGGAAAAGGUUGAUGAAUUAGCAUGUGGUAACAUCAUAAUUGGGGGAGACUUUAAUUGUGUAUUGGACCCAGCACGGGAUAAAAGCCAUAAAAAUGUUAGAGAUUAUAAAUCUGUAAAUACCUAUGUUUCUGAUUUUUCUAAAUUUCUAGAUAGGAAUUCUCUAUUUGACUGUUGGAGGACUUUUAAUCCUAGUGAGAGAGAUUACACUUUUUUUUCACAUGUCCAUCAGACCUAUUCUCGAAUAGAUAUGUUUUUGGUGAAAGCUGGGUUUUUAAGUUCUAUUAUUAAAUCCAAUAUUGGAUCCAUAGUUGUAUCAGAUCAUGCACCAGUAUUCAUUAAGGUUAAGUUAAAAGGUGGUCUUAGACCAAGGACAAGGUGGAGACUUAACGAAAGCCUCUUGAAAUCAGAGUGCAACAUUGAUUUUUUUGUCAUCUGAAAUUGAAAACUUUUUGAUUACCAAUGAUAAUGGGGAAGUUUCUACGGUAAUGGUAUGAUGCACCCUUCAAAGCUAUAUAAGGGGAUUAUUGAUUAAACUUGGCUCUGAAUCUAAAAGGAAGAAUCUCUGCAAGAGUUAAGAAUAAAAUUGGCAAAUAAGGAACGUCUAAAUAAAAAUAUGGUGAAUAAAGACUUAAUUGAAGAAAUAGCUAAAUUAAGGGAAACUGUCAAAGAUAUAAUUUAUGAUAUGGUCAAUAAAAAUAUACUAUUCCUUAAACAACGAUGGUACCAUAACAAAAUAAAUAAAGACCUUUCUAAUAAAAUUAAAAAUAACCUCAAAGAUAAAUCUAUAAAAAAAAUUGUCUUAGGUGAUAAACAUUUAGUGUCACCAAAUGAUAUUGUAAAGGCAUUUGCGGAAUUUUACAAAUCCUUAUAUAACCUACAGGAGGUAGGGAAGAGUAGAGAAGAAAUGGAUACAUUUUUGAGUAACCUUAAAUUACCAAAAAUUAACCAAAGGAAGUUGGAAAUGCUGAAUGCCCCAUUCUUAUUAUCAGAAGUAACAGAAGCAAUAGAUAAGUUAAAAUUGAAUAAGGCUCCAGGCCCAGAUGGCUUUUCAACAAUGUUCUAUAAAACUUUUUCUAGACUCAUUUCCCCUAUCCUUUUAGAGAUGUUUACGAAGGCGUCCACUGAUACCCCCUUCCCUAAUGAGAUGUUAUUGGCUUCAAUCAUUCCUAAACCCAAAGUAGGGAAAGCCCCAACACUUAUUACUAACUAUAGACCUAUAUCUCUCAUUAAUUUAGAUAUAAAGAUAUUCUCUCAAAUAUUGUCCAAUCGACUUAAAGAGGUAAUUGGAGAACUGAUUGACGUUGAUCAGUCUGGAUUUGUGCGAGGGAGAGGUACUACAGAUAAUACACGUAGGAUAUUUAACUUAAUACAUAGAAUAAAUGAGCAUAAAUGGGGAUCUGUUAUUAUGGCCCUCGAUGCUGAGAAGGCCUUUGUCAGAGUCAGUUGGAGAUUCCUGGACUCUGUCAUGGGCCAAUUUGGCUUAGAGGGUCAGUUUAGACAUAAAACUAUGUUGUUAUAUAGGAGUUCUACAGCUAAAAUAAUUAACCCUUUUGUUGAGUCUGACCAUUUUGAGGUCAAAAAUGGUACUAGACAGGGUUGCCCUUUGGCUCCCCUGUUAUAUAUUCUUACAAUUGAACCUUUGGCCACCUUGAUCAGACAGGAUACUAAUGUAAAGGGGGUCAAGUCUGUCAAUGGGGAAACCAAGGUUUCCCUUUUCGCAGACGAUGUCCUCCUUAUCCUGACGGAUCCGAUGGUUUCAAUUCCAUCAGUAUUGGAUGCUAUAUCCAUCUAUAGUAGUUUCUCCAACUAUAAGGUCAAUAUGAAAAAAAAACAAAUUUUAGCCUCUUUUUUUACCUGAGGCUCAGAAAAAUCUUCUGACUGCACAUUUCCAACUCUUAUGGGCAAAAGAUACUAUUGGCUAUUUGGGGAUUAAAAUAUCCUUUGAUAUAGAGAGGAUGAUACAAACAAACUAUGAUAAAUUAUUAAGAGAUCUGCAACAACUGGUAGACAAAUGGAGGAAGAUUGAGUCCUCAUGGAUAGGAAGAUUAAAUAUGAUCAAGGCAUUUCUGAUACUAUCUUAGGGCGAUUCCUUAUAGACUGGGGAAAGGUAUUCUUAACAGUUUUCAAACUCUGAUUUCCAAAUGUAUUUGGGCAAAUAAACCACCUAGGAUAGCUUUUGACACUCUUCGAAGGAGCUAUCAGAAGGGUGGAAUAGCAUUUCCAGAUGUUGAUAAAAUCCAUGAAGCAUAUAUGGCGACUCAUCUUCUACAGUGGCUAGACAAGGAACAGGGAUAUAAAUCAUGGCUUACUCUAGAACAGGAGGAUAGCCCUAGAUAUAAAUUGUUCAUUCUUUUUUGGAUGGGUAUGUUGAAUUUGGGUGAACUGGAUACCAAGUAUUUUUCGAACCGUAUAUUGAUAGAUAUGAUCAAUACCUCCAAAAUCCUAAAUAAAAAAUUGAAGUUAGAAGAUAAAUUAUUAUAUAGGGUUCCAUUAGUGGUCCUACAACACAUAAUGGAUAAUAUAAAUGUUCAAUCUUGGACACACCUAGGCCUAGUGAAGAUCUCGGAUUUAUGGGAUGGAUUUAAACCCAUCCCAUUUAUACAAUUGCAAGAAAAGUAUAAUCUUUCCCCUAGAGAUCUUUUUCAAUAUCUAAGGAUUAAGAAUUUUUUACUAUCUCGGACUAUACUUAAGGACCACAAUGUUAAUCCCCUUAUUGUAUUAUAUAAAAAGAAGGGAGGGAUUUCUAGAUUUAUUAAAUUGCUAGAAUCAAUGGAACAAGACUCUCAUUCUACCUCUUUUGUUAAAUGGGAACAAGAUAUUGGGGAAUCCUUUCCACUUCUGGAAUGGACCAAAGCUACACUCCUAGUUAAGCGCUGUAUACAUAGCAUCUCUCUCUAUGAAACACAUUUAAAGAUAAUAUAUAGGUGGUAUAUGGUACCGGCUAGACUAUAUAAAAUAUCAUCUGUACAUUCUAAGAAUUGUUGGAGAUGUGGAAAUGAGGAGGGCACUAUUUAUCAUAUAUGGUGGGAGUGUCAGGGUCUUAAUAAUAUAAAAAUUCAAAUGCUUGGCCUUAUUAAUUCUAUUUUUAAGGAGAUAAAGAGAAAAGGUUGAGGGCUAAUUUCUUUUAACAUUGGUUUCCCUUCGCAAGAUAAAUAUAAAAAAUAUCUUUUGACCCAUAUAUUUUUUGCCAUUAACAUAUGUAUAGCUAGGGCUUGGAAAUCUUCUAUCCCAUUAAUAUGGCACAAUAUUAUGGAGCAAAUAGAUUAUCAGUACAGGAUGGAAUCAAACCCCUUUUUUGGCACUAGAGAUGUGGCCAAACUAUGGUUACCCUGGACAAAUAGACAGAAUAUAUGAUAACAGAUUGUGGUUCCCCCCCAUAUCGAGUCUCAGAGAAUGUAAUUUAUUCGUAUUAUAAUUUUUUUUUAUUAUUAUUAUUUUUUUUGUUUGUUUUUUUUUAUUAUUAUUUUAUUUAUUUAUUUAUUUGUAUGUUUAUCAAUGUGACAGCUAUACCAUGGAAAUUUUGGGUGUGAAUUCCUUCUGAUAGCGAUUGGCAGUGGACAAAUGUAGCGUGAUUGAAAUAUACAUCGUGUGUACGAUGGUUUUCAAUGGAAACACUGUACUUUAUGUUGAAACUUUCGGUGUUUAAUUUUACACAGUGCCUAUAUUACAAUAUAUUGCCAGCUCAUCUAUGCUUUUAGCACUUAUAUUGAUGGGGGUUUUUUUCUGUUUGCUUGUUUAAUUUUUGUUGUGUUUUUAACAUUUAUCUCUGUGUCUGGUUGUCUUAAUGCGCUGGAGGAUUGCCUUUGGGGUACCUCACAUGAAUAUGUUAAAACUUUCAUAUAAUAAAAAUAAAGAAAUAUAAAAAAAAAAAGAUUUCAUAAGUUGUGUGUGCCAUGUAAUUGUACUCUUUAAUACAAUGCGUACCAAUAAUGCCACUUCAAUGCCAGACACCAACAUCUCUUAUCUUCAGGUGUGGAUAGAGUUCUUGCCAGAACAAAUGACAGUUUAAUUCCAGUUUGUGAUAACUCGUUCUUCCAGGUCUGGAUGGAGUCCUUCUCAGAACAAACUUUUCAACAAGAUCCUGAAAGCUCUUCAAUGUGAUCGGCUUGCUCGACUUGCUAAUGAUGGGGUGAGUUUUUACAUUUUAAUAAAAAUAACUAGUUAGUAGGUAAAACAUAUUCUUUUGUGUCAUGCUUGGUUGACCAAUUAAUAUUUGCUGUGGGUUUGUUUUUGUUUGUUUUUUUAAUUAAUUUAUUUAUUUUACAAAUAACUGCAGUUUUAAGUCUCCGAGCAGGGACAAUGGUUACAGAUUAGCCUCUGCAUCAUAAUAUUUGCAGUGAUGUAAUUGUGGAUGGACUAAUCCUUUAAAUGGACAUUGUAGGCACCAAAACAACUUUAGCUUAAUAAAGCAGUUUUGGUUUAUAGAUCAUUCUCACUGCUUAAUUCUCUGCCAUUUAGAAGUCACUUUGUUUAUAUAAUUCUAGUCACACGUCCAUGCAAGUGACUCGCACAUCCUUCCUAAACACUUCCUGAAAAUUAACGUAGAUAUUCUAGGUUCCUGUAUUGCACAUUCUGUUUAAUCUAGAAUUUCUUAACUCCUGCUUUCGUAAUGGCCUCCUAAGCCCUGCAGGAUACUCCUGUGUGUGAUUAAAGUUCAAUUUACAGAGCAGGAGAUAAAAACUUAAAGGGACUCUAUAGUCACCAGCUGCAUUAACAGAGUGAUAUAACUCCUAAAUGGCAGAGAAUCGAGCAGUGAGACUGCAGGGGCAUGAUUUAUACAACCAAACUGCUUCACUAAGCUAAAGUUGUUUUGGUGACUAUAGUGUCCCUUUAAAUUAACAUCUAAUUGAAAAUCAAACUAUUUUUUUCAUGCAGUCUGUGAGUCACAGCCAGGGGAGGUGUGGUUCGGGCUGCAUACACAGAAACAAAAGUGAUUUAACUCUUAAAUGGUAGACAGUUGAUCAGUGAGACUGCAGGGGUAUAUAAUAUAUACACUACAACUGCUACAGUUUUUUUUAUGCAUAUAAAGAAAAAUCUACCUUUAAUGUCUUUUUAUUUUAUACGGUUUCUUGUAAUCGGGACUGCGCUAUUUUUAAUAUUUUGAGACAAGCCAGGUGUGACACAAUAAAACUUCUAACCAUUUUCAAGAAAAGCAUGAAAUUCUAAAAAAUACAUUAAUGAACACAUUGCUUACAGUGUCAUGUUUAUUUAACUGAUUAUUGCUUUGUCUCAUGAGGCCUCCAAUGAACCAGUGUUACGAAGGAUUGCAGUGGAUAAGUGUGCACGACGUGUACGCCAGGCUCUUGCUUCAGUGAGCUGGGACACAAAGCUGGUCCAAUGGUUACAUGGAACUUUAGUGGAGACACUCAGUCUUCCAUUGCUUGCUGCAUAUUUGGAUGCUUUGCAGACUCUUAAAGGAAAGGUAAUGCUGUUCAUGUUAUAAGACGUACUUGCAAAUCCGUUUUGCAGACAUCAAUUCAAGAGUUCAAUAACAAGCUCUCUCUGAUCCUUCAAAAAAGACACUUUGCAGUGUAUGUCCCUGGUUUAUAUUUGUGCAUAUUUGAUGUUUGAUUAUGAGAACAGAAAAUAAAGAAUAAAUAGCACCUGGACUAAAAUACUAUAUAUUGCAUUUAUAUUUUUCCUUUUUUUAUUUGGAAAUGCAUUUGACAGAUGAACAUAUGAAGAGUAUCAGAGCGAUGACUUCUUAAAUGUAAACUAUCCUUUCAGAUCCCAGGUCUUAUAGACCGAAUGUUGCUCACCUCCACCGUCAGAGCAGGAGGAGCAAGUGCAGAAGCCCUUUCCUUGCUCCUCAAGAGGCCAUGGGACCCAGCAGUUGGAGUCUUAUCACAUAACAAACCGGUAAGAAGAGUUCUGCAUAGACUUAUAUAGCAAACUGAUCAGUUGAUUUGUUUUAGUGGUACAUAGUGUGGUCCAUUCUAUCUCCCUUUAUCUAGAACAAGCUUCCUGGCUCACCCCUUAUCCUCAUUGCUCCCUCUGGACCAACCAGCUCUGUAUUCCCUACAUCAAGAAGGCACCGAUUUUGGCAGUCUCAGCUCUCCUGUUUGGCCAAGGUAUGUGACAUUCAUUUACUAUAUAUGAAAAUAAUUAUUUUUGGUAAUGUUUGUUGGAAUAUAUACUCUCUACAAUACUUUGGUAUUUUUUAAAUCGAAAUGUCUGAAAAUGGUAUCUACAGUCAGACAUUCUGUUGGGAUGCUGGAGAGUAUUCUAGCACACCUUGCAAUAUAGUCAGUUUGGAAAAAAGGAAAUAGGCCACAACAAAUCAUCCUCUUUAGUUUUCACAUUGACUAUAGACUCCUUAUCCCAAGUAGUCAUACUUUUUUUUCUAUUUUUUUUUUUUUUCUAAAUCAGAGUUUUAUUUGUUUAAGCAGUUUUUAUACAUCCGUGAGAUUCGCAGAUCCCCAGAAAAAAAAAAUAUAUAUAUAUAUUUUUUGUAAUUCAAUAACAAGUAAAAAGUCUAGUCAAAAGUUAAACACAGGUGAUAUACAUUGUUAUCUGAGCUCGCAGGCGCCCAAUGUUGAUGGACACACAGGUCCCUUGUGGUGCUCCCUCUAUUAAGUGUGUAGAAUAUGUUACAAGGAUCAAGAGGGGAUGGGAGGGUUAGUAGUAAGAAUGCAUAUGUGUAUUUUCAAUUUUCAGCUUCAUUCCUACAUCAAUAGACAUAUUCACAAAUACCGGACACUUCGCAUGAGUCGUAGUGUGUAAUGAGGUCGGUGUUGGAGUUGUCACUACAGACUAGUUCUGUAGGCUUAUGCAUAGCGCAUGUGGCUUCCGGGAUUCAUCCGAUUGGUGUUUUUGUUCUGGGUUCGCCGCUAGAGCUGGCUUCAUGUUCCCCAACUGGUUACUUGUGCGCUUAGUGCUACUCUUUUUGUGUCCGUUAAAAAAACAAAGCUUGGGCUGUCCGUUCGUGAUUAUGGUCUGUGUGUCUUGUUGCGUUCCGUAACGUAAGUGUCAGGGCAUGUUUUAUGUUUAAUCCUGCACAACAGGGGUGCUGUCUGCAUCAGGCCCUCAUCCCUAGUUUCUCCUCUAGUCUUUAUCAGGCGAGUUCGCUUUCGCUUAGUAUGUAGAGGUAUUCUGAUCAGUGCGGCGAGCUAGGUGGGUGCAGUCCCCCGCCUAGCGCACAGUUGAAUGUUAUCGGGAUCAGGGGUCUCGGUUGGGGCGAUAUAUGCUGGUUCCUUCUCAUGGUUGUCCACGACUUCAGCGUCUACACGAUGGGUGAUUCGCUGCCUAGCUUUCAUGCGGCGUCGGCUGUGCCCUGCCAUAUGUACGUGUGGAGGGCCUUGUUCGUGCUUUCCCUAUCCAGGGCUGCCCAUAGUUUGUUAGCCGGUGCCGCAUGCCAUUCACGGAUCCUCUGGAGCACCGUUGCUUGGUAGUAUUUACGGAAGUCUGGCAGUGCUAGGCCUCCCCACGCUUUGGGGAGACAUAUCUUGUCGUGGUUGAGGCAGUGAGUGCUCCAUUAACCCGUACCCUUGCACUGGGAUCAGUGUACAACGCCUCGAUCCAGGUGAUCAUUCCCCUUCCCAGGCCAAUCCUGUUUAGCGUUGCCAUCAUGAAGCUCCACGUUACCCGGUCAAAUGUUUUUUCUGCGUCUGUGGAAAGCAUUAUGAGGUCAGUUUUCUCUUUGAGGGCCAGACCUUGUAUGGCGAACGCCCUUAAGGUGCUGUCCCUGGCUUCCCGGUCUGGUAUGAAACCUGUUUGUCUUUUUUUCUAUUCUUAAAGGACCACUUUAGGCACCCAGACCACUUCAGCUUAAUGAAGUGGUCUGGGUGCCAGGUCCCUCUAGGAUUAACCCUAGGAUUAACCCUUUUUUUUUUAUAAACAUAGCAGUUUCAGAGAAACUGCUAUGUUUAUAAAUGGGUUAAUCAAGCCUCUAAAGCCUCUAGUGGCUGUCUCAUUGACAGCCGCUAGAGGCGUUUGCGUGCUUCUCACUGUGAAAAUCAUUAAUGCUUUCCUAUGAGACUGGCUGAAUGCGCCCGCAGCUCCUGCCGCGCAUGUGCAUUCAGCCGAAGAGGAGGAUCGGAGGCGGAGAGGAGGAGGAGAGCUCCCUGCCCGGCGCUGGAAAAAAGGUAAGUUUAACCCCUCCUUGCUAUCCACACCGGCGGGAGGGGGUCCCUGAGGGUGGGGGCACCCUCAGGGCACUAUAGUGCCAGGAAAACGAGUAUGUUUUCCUGGCACUAUAGUGGUCCUUUAACUUGUAACAUCAUCUAAAAAAUCGUAAGUAGGCGGUUUUAGGUUGGGGCACUUUUUAUUUGUUCUCUUUCUCACCCGUGUACCACAUGGUUCUCAGUUUGAGUGUGAUAUUUCACAUAAAUAUGUGUAUCCUUAUUGUAACCUGCCAAUUCUUUCACUAUUUUUAAUCCAAAAGGUCAUUCCAGUUGGCACUCAGUUGCUGAAUAGUGGCAGUGGGGUGUCUUCAUUGCAGUGCCUGGAAAACAUGAUUAGUGCAUUGCGGGGAAAAGUCCUUGAGGUAUUUCUUCCACAGAGUUAUAUUUUAACCGCAAAUCAUUACGUAGACUUAUUCCAGUUUGUGAAUUCUUAUAUUUUCCCUAUUUGUUUGCUUCUUCAGAUUCACAGUCACUUCCCACACAAACCAGUUAUCCUCAUUGGGUGGAAUACAGGGGCAUUGGUUGCCUGCCAUGUAAGUGCCUAAACAAUUAUUGCAUAUCAUAUUGAACUAUAUUAACAAACUUGCUGAGCCUGGCAUCAGUAUUUAAAUAGCAAUCAAUGUUUGCAUACUGAAGGAGAUUCAUAGUACUAGCCCUAAAUGCUUUCAUGCAGCUUUCAGCUACCCAUCCCUAGGCCAAAAAUGGAAAGGUAUGUCAGAGUUCUGGGCAUACUUCUAUAUGUCCUGGAUUGUUCCUGGUCUAGUCUGCAUCAGGACUGUACCUGAUCCCUUAUUCAAUGUGCUUGAGAUGCUGGCCAGUGUUUAUCUGCAUUGUCUGCUUGUCUCCCCCCGUCUGCUCUUCUAAACAAACAUAUGACAUUAUAAAGUAUAUAAUACUUUCACCCUGUUGUUUUGAUACUAGUUAGUGUGAUGAGACACAGCAUAAAACAUUUAUAAUUAAUGCUACCUCUCUGUUAAUAUCUGUCAGGUGUCUUUGAUGGAAUAUGUGACUGCAGUUGUCUGCCUUGGAUUUCCUUUGCUCACUAUGGACGGACCACGAGGAGUGAGUUAUAUGACAAUCUCUUUGCCUAAUCUGCUUUAAGUGCCCAUUGGGUACCGUGCCUACACAUACAUUCUUGUCUAGUAAAGUAAUAAUCUGAAAGCCAUAAUACAUUUUAUUAGGCAGUGAUAGUAGUUUCAAAUUUUCAUAAUUUAAUGGUUCCAUAAAUGUUGUUUAUUUGCUGGUCAAUUUGUUUGCCUUUAGUCCUUGCAUACAUUUGAAAGUGGUUUAAUCUGGGACAUAUUUCAAUAAUUUGCAAAAUAAGUUUCUAAUUUAGUAAAAUUGUUCUUCAUGGGAAGGGUGUUAGAAUUCCAAUAUAAGUGAUAGCAGGGGACAAUGGUUGAACCUCCUCCAUAAUACGACAGGAAUCACUAAUGCUGCCCUAAUACUCUUUGCUAUUAUUAUUUUUACCGCAUGUGUGAAGACUGUGUUGUCAUUUUCGGGGAACCUCCCCCACCCCCAUUCCCGACUUUCAAACAGACAACCUGUCCUGUCACUCCCUGGUUUGUUUAGCUCAGUGAUGCUAAACUCAAGAGGUAGUCGAUUGCCAAUAGCACCUGCUUCCUUAUAAUGAUUUCCCAUUGAGCUGUCUAUAUCUAAUUUAUAUUUUUUUUAUAUUUGGGGGGGGGGGUUGGAGAUUUCCUGUAAUAGUUUGCCUUGCUGGGGUGUUUGUCUUGUGCAGCUACUAUGUAUUAUAGGAUAUUUCUGUGCAUUGUAGUGUUAUUGGAAAGAGUAGAUACAGGUCUAUUUCUGCCAUCUAGUAAGAAAUGCUGCUGUUCAAUGUAGUUUUCAGAUGAGUAAUAUCAAUGACACCUACCGGAUUCUCCCCUUUGCAUGAGUGAUUUAGAGAAGGAUUCUGCAUUUUGCUAGACAUUUUUACAGCAGUUAAGAAGGUGGAGGCCACGGAUUUUGGGGGUGAUUAACAGUGUCCAUCCUGAUAAACUUUUGUAGACCCUGGGGUGGUUAAAGGCACACGCCAAGUAGUUAGGUGGAAGGUCGUGUUUGCAGUCACGGCUAGAACAUUUUCAGCUCUCCUAGUGUUUUCUUUGGGACGGUGUACCUUAGUGUACAUAAGCAAGUAGAUUUUCUCAUGUCAUCUCAUCAUUUGGAGUAAGGAAAGAUGAAUGAGAAAACUUCAAGUGAACUGAAGCACCUUUUGGUUUCCACACACUUGUGAGAAUGCAUCCAAAGAGAUGUAUGGUAAAGGCACACAACCCUUCCAUUCAAAACAGCACGGAACUUGAUUUUCACAGUCGUUUCAUAAAUUGUCUGUAAGACAUAAAAUGUACAUUUGUAAAUCUACACUGAAGUGUCUCUUUGUUUGUCCACAUAAAACUCUUACUAAUUGGAGAAUGGUUGUAGGACCAUUUGAACAUAAAUAAUUACUUGAUUUAAGGUUCAUUGUUUUUCUUGACUUCAAUUUUGUCCUGUUUAGGAUGUGGAUGAUCCUCUACUUGAUAUGAAGACUCCAGUACUCUUUGUGAUUGGCCAGAAUUCCCUUCUGUGCCAUCCUGAAGCAAUGGAAGAUUUUCGAGAGAAGCUCAGAGCUGAUAACAGUCUUGUUAUUGUGGGAGGGGCUGAUGAUAACUUGCGGUAAGGAUGAGUUGAGGUUUACCAUGUCUUUUUAAUUUCCAUGCUACAGCUUUCUGCAACCAUUCAUGCAAAAUGUCUCCGUUGUGUUUCCUGACAGUUCUUUUUUCUGUAAGUAACUGUAAAUGUGUUAACAGGAGUAUUUUAUAGACGUAGAGGGGUGAUGUUUGGGAGGGGGCAAGGAUGGUGUUUUUGUGGGAGGAGGCCAAAAAUUUUGGUUUGACAUCAAGCCCUUAAUAUUUUUUUUUUACCCUUGCUGGACCCCUGAUGGAAGGUAUUAUGAAUAGUGAAGAGGGUUUAUUUUGGUAAUAAUACAGCUUUUAAAUUAUGUCUGUGAUCUUUCCUUUAUGCAGUAUUUAUCACAAAUAUUCAUUACAUGAUGUUCUAAAAUCAAGGAUUCUUUCUGUAAUGCAAGUUUGUUUAUAUAUUUAUUGUACAUAUUCACUGUGUAUAAUACAUUGCAGGGUAAAUAUGUUUGCUCAUUUUGCCUCUUAAAACUCUUAAGUAUUACUUGUAAUAGCAUGGCUACAGGUUGAGGAGAAAAGCUAGCCUAAAAGAAUAAAUGACUUGCUGAGCAUCGUGAAUAUUUUUCUCUGCAACAGUUGGUAUGCCAAAGCAUUUACAUUGCUUACAUUCCCAGAUUAUGAAUUUGACAAUCUUAGGGUUUGGUUUUUGUAUGUAAAAAGAAAUGUAUGGAAAUGCACACCUGGAGCGUGAAGGAGAUUUUUUAUUUCUUCUUUUAAAAAACAUUUCUGUCUAAAGGGUUAUUUCAAGAACAUGACCAUUUCAUUGAUUUGAAGUGGUCAUUGUGCUUGGAGCCUGUAUAUGCAGAGAAAAUGCUCUAUGGUUCCAAAGGUCUACAUCCACUUCUGGCAGCUUCAUUAGCAAGCAGGAACAAGAAUUCAUGGCUGGCUAAUGUUGAUUCUGUGCAUAACUGAUGUAUGUCGUCUGCAUGCUUGUGGCAGACUACCAAUGGCAGACGUCUCUCCUCCCCCUGUACCACCCAAGCUUUCCCAUCAGCCUGUCCAUUGGAACAUCCCUUCCUCACCAAUGAGGAGUAAUGAUGUCACUAGAGGUGGAUAUGGUUACUUGGAGAACUCAGGGCCGAGGUAAGUUUUUAUUAAAAAAACAACAGUUUUUGGUUGGAGCAGCCAGUUAAUCAGGUUUAAUUACCUGUUGACCUUUCUGUCAUUAGAAAUAUAUAUUGCUCUGAACAGGUAUAUAGUGACAGAAUGGUUUGUGUUGAAGUAUGGGUAGACAUUUGUGGGGGGGGUUUUAGAAUAGUAUAAUCAAGAAUUAUACACAUUAUUAUAAUCAAGGUGGUAAGGCAAAGAUAAGUGUACUAUUUCUGUUUCACAUUCCAGGAUAAGCAAAAUAAAGAAGAAGACAGAGAGCUUGACACAGAGUAUGGUAGACCGAUGUAUCCAGGUGAGAUGUGCAAGCAUAGUUCCCUGCAUUAUGAAAUAGGUUUAUACUGUACUAGGUUAGCCUUGUGGAACAAAUUGUGUCUCUUGGUCUGAUGCUGAAUUACAAUUCCCAUUAUGCUCACUCAGCCUAGGGCUCCCUGAGUGUUAUAGGAAUUGUAGCUCAUGGAGAUAUAUAGUAUUACAUUUUACAAAGCCCCUGGUAGCCAUGAUAUCUUUAAUAUAGUUUUCAUGACUAUGACAAUCAUGUCUUGCAAAGUCAUAAAAAAGCUCUACUGCAUUAUAAUUCACACAACCUGGAAAUAAGGAUCCUCUUUCAUUACAAUGUGCUGCAGUUAGAGCUUUAUUAACCAAAUCAAUAAUUGCAAGGGAAUUGCAGGUUAUUAUUUCACAAUUCCAUUCUCAUGUCUCCUCAUUUUUUGGUUUAGCAAAUGUAACCCACGUGUGGAGGAAUUGUAUUUCCCACUGUGGAUUCUGACUGGUAAAUGAUUGAAUGAUUAAAGUAUUUAUCAUACAAGACAAUUCUAAAUGUUAAUAAAAUUUGAAUUCUCAGACACUCAAGCUAUAUAAGUGGUCAUUCAUGAGUAAAUUUGAUUUGUAAGCCAUAGAUGAAUGGAGAAUAUUGCAGUCCUAAUUACUGAAGGAGUGGGAAAUGUAUUUUCCUCUGUUUUCCAUAAGAGCUAAAGGUGACUUGUAACUGCAGGUAUAUUCCUGUUAUAAUGUUUGCGGUUUUAAUUAUUGCUUUUGCAUUUAUCAUCUUUGCUUUUCCAUUAACAUUACAAGAAUUUGAUUUUAGGAUGAGAUUGCUGAUUUUUUGACUGGGGUCUUGACCCGAUCUGAAGGUCACACUGGCUCGGACCCCAGAGACCUUGAUGCUGAAAAAAAGAAAAAGUCCCGUGAAUUCUUACGGAGAGACCUUUCUCUGGACUUGUCAGAGAGGAACAGCAGACCUGCAUCCCCAGCAGCAAGAUUCCCUGCUUCCCCUUCUGGAUCUGAGGUGAGGAGAGAGCAGAUAAUAAAGGUCAAUCUCUGAAAAAAACAUUGCUGAUGUAAACAAUCCUCUUACUCCAUCUUUAUUUAAAAAAUUUUUUUUAAAUAGUUCUGUUGACUUGACUAUGCAGUUUGUUCUACUCAGCAUGGUGGAUAUGGUUUGAAUCACCAUAUGUCUAAAUAUAGUGGGGGGGGGAAAGAGAACAAAUUGUCCAUUUGGAUGCAAUGACCGAUCCUAAUAGGUAUUUUUACAGUCUGGCAUAAUAAAAAAUCCCAUGAUUCCUUGCCUGCAGUCUGUGAUCAUGAGAAUGAAAUAUGGUAGUGCUAUAAAAAUUAGUCGUAUCCACAUUUUAAAUGAGUACUUCGAGCACCAUAACCACUUAGCAUCAGCUGAUUGCUCUUUUAGACAAUGAGGUACAUCCUGCAUUGCAGGAAACUAAUACAUUUCGUGAUCUCUCUUAAGCCCAAUACCUUUAUUUUUAAAUCCUUAAAGGAUCACUAUAGUGCCAGGAAAACAUACUUGUUUUCCUGGCACUAUAGUGCCCUGAGGGUGCCCCCACCCUCAGGGACCCCCUCCCGCCCGGCUCUGGAAAGGGGAAAAGGGGUAAAACUUACCUUUUUCCAGCACUGGGCGGGGAGCUCUCUGCCUCCGAUCCUCCCCGUCGGCUGCGCGCACAUUCAGCCGGUCGCAUAGGAAAGCAUUAUCAAUGCUUUUCUAUGGACGCUUGCGUGCUCUCACUGUGAUUUGGGGGAAGGCUUAACCCUGUUAUAAACAUAACCGUUUCUCUGAAACUGCUAUGUUUAUAAAAAAAAUGGGUUUACCCUAGCUGGACCUGGCACCCAGACCAUUUCAUUAAGCUGAAGUGUUCUGUGUACCUAGAGUGGUCCUUUAACACUUUUUGAAAGGAUUUUCAUAAACCUCUCUCCACCACAACAUCUUUUACCUAGGAUUUACAUAGCUCUUGGCACUGAUACAGCCAUUUCUCCCCGGUUAUGUUAGCCAAACUUUGGUCUCAGUCCACACCGCUCAUGGUACAGUGUGAAGUGAUCCGCUGGGUCGUGGUUCAAACGUGAUGUCGUUCCUGGGGUUGCAUACCACCAUAUAUGGGCUCCUCUUUGGCGUAGCCAUUGAGUUAGGCAGUCCCAGGGUGGCAAGGAGGGGAGAUGCUCCCUCAACGAAGUUUACAACAUGGGUAGUUCCAUCAUGGAUUACCUCUAGAGUCCCGUUAGCACCCCACACCUGUAGGCUAUUCCUGCUGAUCGUAGAUGUGCGGUGAGCGGUCUGUAAGAUUUGCGCCACAGGAGGGUGGCUUUCGAUAGAUCUUGGAAGAACGUUAAUGAGGAGUUCUCGAAUAUCAAUGGUGUCUUGCCUUUCAAACCCACCAUUGUUGUUUUUGUUUUGUUUUUGAUUGGUCAACAAUAACAGGUGUUAGCAUUAAAUGAAAAGCCAGGAAGGACUGUUCUUUUCUUUUUUUGAGAAAAAAGAGGUAUUACCAAGCUUAGCAAGAUAAUUACCCCAGGAGGUCCCAUAGUAAGAAGAGUAAAUGAGGCAUCUGAGCAAGAAAUAACAGGCAUAACUAAACGUGGGAAAGUACCAUAGUUAGAAGGUGCCUGAUGUGGCAGUUCUUCGACCGAUACCGCCAUGGGGAUGCCCCGGAUUUUUAUGUGCGAGCGGCAUUGCCGGUCUCACAUGGCUGUCAUUUUGAGUGACAGAUACGUUUGUUGUUGCUGGAUACGUUUGUUGUUACUGGAUAUUUACCUGAAUAUUGCCUUCCUGCAGACUUCCUCCACACAUCUCUUGGAGACACUCUACCCACAAAUAACCCAAUGAACAUCCUACAAUUCACAUUAGGAGGUGUGGAAUGUGACUCUUCUGUUAUGCCAGCAUCACUAUGACUAACACAAAGAAUAGAUGACAUGUCAUGCUCAUUAAAGUGACUGUAAGAGAUAUUAAGCAUUAAAAGUCCAAUUUUACUACAUAACUAUAGUAUCAACUAUAUGACUAUCUUUUCUCUUUUUAAUUUAGGAUCUAUCUAGCAGUCCAGCUUCCAGUCCAAAGACCAAAUUAACUACCAUCCCCACCCCUCAUAAACCAGGACAGACCACAGUGCCUCUGAAAGCUCAGCUGCAAAGACCAGGAACACCAGUGAACCCCAAACAAUCACAAGGUUAGAGGCGUUGUACCAGGGAAAUCUAUCAGGCUGUUGCAGCCCUCCUAAAUACAUUUGUAUAAUUCAUUCUGUCAUUUGGCAAGCUCUCUAAUAGGAUCAUGAAUUGACUGCAGCCACAUAGGGUAACAUAAAGUUAAAACUGCUUAAAUUUCAGCAUUUGCUCACAGUCAAACCAAUAAUUCUCAAACAAUUAUUGUUAAGAUUGUGUAUAUAAAAGAGUCACUUAAAAUGCACACAUGAGAGCUAGACUGAAUGUGUAUGUGUGUGUAUAUAUAUAUAGAUAUAGAUAUAUCUUCAAAUGGAGAGUACAUACAAGUAUUUAUCUUGAAUAUAGUUCUUUAUUGAAGUAGACUGCAAAAUUACAAGAGCAAUGUUUCAGUCCCACAAUGGACUUUUAUCAAGAUGCUGAAUACAAAUGCAUAGUGUCCUUAAGUAGGACACUAACUGCUGAAAAUACAUGUGUACAAGACGGGGGUUGGUGUGAGGGAAACCAAUAACAAGGGUAUAGAUUGCUUAACGACCAAGCCCAUGAGAAGGGUUAUGGUGAAUUAAACAUAUACUGUAUUCGAAAGGCCUAUCUAAAGACACCAUGCACUUGCAUUCUGCAUCUUGAUAAAAUAUCCCUUGCCUGGAUGCUUAAACUGUGGCCAAACAAUGUAAAAAAUCAAAUGAAGAGAGUACUCACGGGUCUUUAUCAUAAAUAUAAUGUUGCUUUAUUGAAGCAGACUCCGUGCAAAAUUACAAGAGCAACAUUUCAGUCCCACAAUGCACUUUUCUCAAGAUGCAAAAGGUUUCGGUGUUUAAAAAAAAAAAAAAAAAUGCUGUAAACUAAAAUGCUGGCUAGGCCACUCCAGGACCUUAAUGUGCUUCUUCUUGAGCCACUCCUUUGUUGCCUUUGCUGUGUGUUUUGGGUCAUUGUCAUGCUGUAAUACCAAUCCACGACCCGUUUUCCAGGGAAGGAGGUUCUCACCCAAGAUUUGACGGUACAUGGGCCCCUUCCAUUUGAUGCGGUGCAGUUGUCCUGUCCCCUUAACAGAAAAACACCCCCAAAGCAUAAUGUUUCCACUUCGAUGUUUGACGGUGGGGAUGUUCUUGGGGUCAUAGGCAACAUUCCUCCUCCUCCAAACACAGCAGUUGAGUUGAUGCCAAAGAGCUUGAUUUUGGGCUCAUCUGACCACAACACUUUAACCCAGUUCUCAUCUGAAUCAUUCAGAUGUUAAUUGGCAAACUUCAGACCGGCCUGUACAUGUGCCUUCUUGAGCAGUGGAACCUUGCGGGCGUUGCAGGAUUUCAGUCCUUCACGGCAUAGUGUGUUACCAAUUGUUUUGCUUUGUGAAUAUGAUUCCAGUUGCCUUAAGAUCAUUAACAAGAUCCUAAUCUCAGCUCUUUACCUGUAUAAAACAUAUCUGGGAGGCAGAAAUCUUGCUGAUUGAUAGGGGAUCAAAUAUUUAUUUAACUCAUUGACAUGCAAAUGAAUUUAUAACUUUUUCGACAUGCAUUUUUCUGGAUUUAGUUUUUGUUAUUUUGUCUCUCACAGUUAAAAUACACCUACCAUUAAAAUUAUAGACUGAUCAUUUCUUUGUCAAUGGGCAAACAUUCAAAAUCAGAAGGGGAUCAAAUACUUUUUUCCCUCACUGUAUGUAAUCAUUUUUAUGAGACAAAAAUUGUAUUUAUGUGUGUAUGCAUAUAUUUCAGAUCAUGAAGAAAAAACAAGAAUACCUCCUAAUAUUAAAUAAAUAUAUCAAAUUUGGCACGUUUACUUUUAAUUGCUUGCGUAUUCCUCAAGCAAUAUAUACAUAAAAUUGAUGUUAUAUCCUUCAUUUGUGUGCUAGAUGCAUGACAUUGUUAAUUGAAAUGUUUUUUACUAUGUAUUUGGUAGUGAAGAGGUGAAAAUCACACGUCACAUUAUUUUUCUUGCAUUGUAAAUAAUCAAGAGAUAUAGCAAAACAUAAAUCAUAUUACAGAAUAAAACUGAUCUGCAUCAUGCACUCAGUUUUUUAGUUUAACACUCUUAUUUUAUUUGUAAUGUCCUUUAACGUUUGCACCUUAAAAAAUGUUUUUACUUUUUUUUUUUUUUUUAUGUUUUCACGAAUGCACAGGAAAGUUUUGUUUACAUGCAGAAUAAUAAAAUAAACUACUUGGUGUAUUUAUGUAAAGGUCUUCACUGAGAUAUUAGGUUGUCGAGAAAAGUUUACAAACAUACUUGUGAAAGAAAAUAAAUUAAACAGUUCAAUAAUCUGUAAUGAUGUGUUUAGGGUGGAAAUUCUUAAAAUUUCCUGUUUGACUGUUUUUCCGCAAUCAAAAUUUGGUGUUUGGCCAGUCUUGCAAUCAGAUAAGAUCUUCCUGUUUCCAUAUGGCUGAGUCCAAUUCACAUCUGUGUGAAUCUUAUUCUUCUUUUUUUUUUCAGCCCAGUUUGCUGCUUUCCUGAAGCAAAACAUGCUAGUGAGAAAGUCUCUAACUACAGGAUCACCCUCUUGUGUUUUUGGUGAGUAUUUCAUUUAGUAUACCACUCAGUUUUUUCAUGCAUAGCAGUAAAAUCCAUUUGGUGCAAACACAAAUGGGACACUCUAGGUAGCAAACAUUCAUAAAUAUGUCUGCAUGAGAGAUCAUCAUUACAAAUUCUCCUGAUUUGUUUUGCAUGUUUUUGGGUUUUUUGGCAGAGAAAAAACAUGCAGUAAUCUCAUACACAAUUCCUUCACUCAGUUUUUUUUAAAUUCCAAGACAUAAAAUUAAUAGAGUGGAAGAAAAUAAUAUUUGCUGACAUUUAAGAAACACAUGACUGUGUUUAUGCAGCCCUACGCAUGUUUCCCUUGACUGGUACACACUGUAUUUGUGAAUGUUUUUAAAUCUGCAACACACCCUCAAUAAAAAAAAGUUUUCAUUUUUGCAGCACAGUGACUUUACUUUAGAAGUUCUUAUUUCCUUAUCUGUUGAACCUAAUCACACACGAGGGGCUGCUUUGGGGUCUAGUAGACAAUUAACAGAGCAGGAGAUAAGAAAUUCCAAAUUAAACACAUUGUGCAAUAAGGGACGUAAAAACAAAAUUAAAUUUCUUAUAAGAAAGUGCGACUGUGUAAGUUUGUCAGGAGAUGUGUGGCUAGGAUUAUAUAAACAAAGGGAUUUAACAGAUUAUACACCAACACCACUUCAUUAAGCUAAAUCUUUAUAGGUGCGUAGUGUCCUUUUGCAGAUUUAAACAUUUUAUCUAGUGAUUUAUGACUAACAGUGAAUGUUGAUGCUGUAACCUGCACAUUUAAUGUAAGAAAUUCUUCAAAAGGUAUGAUAUACAGCUGCUUAACCCAUAUUUUAUAUUGAAGUCAUAUUCCAGAUUAGGGUUAAUCCAUCUAAAGUGGUCCAGCAUAGAUUACUUGACCGUUUUUAAUUUCCAUAAUUUAUUUUGAAUAAUUACCUCAAUGUAUUGGUAUUGCAAUAUCACAGGUUUUUAUUUUUAUUUUACUUGGUUUAAGCAUGGCAGCCAUCUGUGUCAUGUUGCACAUCACAUUUUUGGUUAUGCUGAUGUCUGUGGAAAUAUAGCUUUUAAUAGUAUAGUUAAAAUGUAAAUAGUGUAUAUGCUAUAAAUUUGAAAGAAAAAAUAAACUGAAAUAUAUUAACAAUGAACCCUAAAAGUUAAAAUCCUAAAGGGAAAACCAACUCACGCUAGGUGUAACUAUAAUCAAAAAGAAGUCCUGUUCAAAAGUUUUCAGGAUCCUUCUCCUAAUAAUAUGCAAAAAAACUGCGGUUUUUACAAUAGAAUAAAGUAUACAGGGUGAGUUGUGUCCCAAAAAUGCAAAAUAACUGUAUAUAACAAUGAUUAAAUCGCAAAAGUUAUGUGACGAUAGCACAGGGAUACCUGUAUCAAAUAUAAAUGUAACAGUAUCUUGCCAAAACAAAAAAGGAGAAACCUUUAGUUACAUUUGACAGUGUAUAGUAUUCACUGUCCCUGUGCAUCCAAAAACAAUGCACUAAGGCUCUUAGUCAGCACUAUUUACAUACAUAUAUUUUUUCUGAGUCUUUUUGGAUGCACAGGGACAGUGAAUACUAUACACUGUCAAAUGUAACUAAAGGUUUCUCCUUUUUUGUUUUGGCAAGAUACUGUUACAUUUAUAUUUGAUACAGGUAUCCCUGUGCUAUCUUCACAUAACUUUUGCGAUUUAAUCAUUGUUAUAUACAGUUAUUUUGCAUUUUAACUUGAUAGGGAAGUAUUAAAUCUAAAAUAUUCUGAAUUCCCAUUAUACUUACCUAGGUAUAGCCUAAACCAGAAAAUAGGACUGAGAUUCAAACCUGUACCAUUAUAAAUUCCACCUAAAACUGGAACUUGCAGUGAUCUUGACCAUUACUUUAGGACUUAAGUUCUAAGUCAAAGAAACAAGAAUGCACUGCAACACAACGAUGGUUGCCAUUGUUAAACCAAGUAAGAUAAGAACUGAUAAUAUUACGAUACCAAUAUAAAGAGGUAAUCUCUCAACAACAAAAAAAAAUAGAAACUUAAAAUGGUCAAGUUAACAACCUUACAAUUAUUAGACCACGUGAGACUGAAUGACCUGUGAUAAUUUAAGACUGCAAGUUGCAGAUUUACAGCUCUGGUUCUCAUAAUACCAUGCUUAGUUUUUUUUUACUCAAAAGUAAAGAACAUUGACAGUGCUCACUGAACUGAUUUGGAGCUACCACACUAAUAAUUUACUUAGCUUACAAAGUGACAGGAUUUAAUGGAUUAAUACAGUUUUUAACACAACUCUCUCUGGUUAUUGUUCAGUUCCUGUCUCAUCAGAAUCAUCAGAGGCCAGUGAGAAGGAUGACAGCAGAGGACAACUUAAAAGACCUCCCAGUCCAGGAAGUACUGCUGGUUUAAAACCUUCUAAGCGUGCCAAAAUUAAAGUGACUAUAGUUUCCCAUGGGGAUGCAGCAGGAGGGGGAACCUCAACCUCACAGGAUGGUUAGUUGUUACUUUGUUUUUAUUGGCAGUAUAUUCGUUGCACAUUGCAUUGUGUUUUGUGCUGUAAAGUGAAAAUAUUCAUUCAUAUUAUUUUGGACAACCUUGUUUCACUCAUUGUUCACGUAAACAUGUCAUCCACGAUUUUGAGAAUGGCAAGUUCGUGUACAAGUGGGCAUAGAUUUAAAGAUAACAUGCUAAGUAUGCCGUAACUUUGUUAAAGUGCACUGAAGCUCUUGUGCCAUCAUAGCAUUGGGAGGCUGUAUGUCUGAAGGCUCACUGUCUUGGUCCUCCGUAUUAGUGUAUUUACUCCUGUACGGAUGUCAUAAGUGUAAAGUCUAUGUCUGGGAAAAAAUAUUUAUUUUCUGAAAUACCAUAUCACUAUACAUUUGCUAGGAGUUUGUCAUGCACAAUGGUUCUUUAUAAAGUAACACUAUGUCAAGUUUGAAAUGACUGAUGCACUUUAAAAUAUAUAAAGUAUUCUUUAUAUAUUACUGGUGUACUUGUUGGACUUGGAGAUCAAAUGUUUAAACUUUAAUGCUUGAUGAUGUAGGGCACACAUUGCACAAUAUUUUACUUAAACACAUAGUUUGGCUAAAUGACAUUUCCUACUUUUCAAAGUGUGGCACUGUUAUCUAUGUAUGGCAGGUGCACAUUACGGAAUGUGAUAACAUAAUAUGUCCAAUAAUGCUUUCCCUUAUUAUUGGUCAUGCGGUUAAGUUAUGUGGAAAUAUCAAAAUCUGUGAAUAUGAGGAGCAUCAUACAGGAAAACCACUCUCUUAUACUUAUUAAAUACUGUUUAAUGGUAAAGUCUCAAUUUAAACUAUCUAUAAAUUAAUUUAGAUUUUUAGCAACGAUUAACAAAAAAUAUUUAUUUUAAAAAACUGUCUUAUCACUUUAAUGACACUGUGUAUGUAGUUAGUAAAAAGCAAGCUUAAGUGCUUUACGGGUCUGCAGUGUCCAUUUAAGGCAGCUGGGGUCUUUUUUUUUUUUUUUCCAUUCUAUACACUCCGUGAUCAGUGUGUACUUGGUGGAAGCCUUAUCAUUGAUGCUCUUCAGAGGUAUAUUACUGGCUUCCUCAUGCAACCAAUAGCAGUCAUGUAAGCAUAAUGACAUCUAGUCACAAUGCCUGGCCAUGCAUUUACAAUUAUUUUUCCACUAAUUGCUUUGAAUCUCGCAAAGUCCUGGUCACUAAGGAGUUAAAUACAGCUCAUUUGUGCUUUUCUUUGUUAUUUUAUUUUCCAUUUUCCUUUCAGCUUCUCAGUGAUGUCCAGUAGGUUAACUAGUGAAUUAUAAAUCUGUAAUGUGACCUUUUCAUAACCAGAUUAGCAAAUGCAUUCGGUUUCAAAAUUACUAUAUACGUGUAAGAAACCUUCUUAUAAAGUCCCAAGCCUUUUGACACUGCCUUUUGAUUCUAGAUCUUUUGUAUUCGUCUUGCAGCUUCACAGUGAUUUUCAAAGCCUUGCUCAUUCUGUUUGUUUCAUGGAACAAUUCCAAGUUUACAAGUUAAUCAUUAUUCUGGAAUGUAGUAUCUUUCACGUAAGCAGAUCAGCAACUGCUUUCAGUUUCAAAAUGAAUAUACUUUUUAGGGUGUGGAUCUAAUCUGUAAUUAGCAUAUUUCUUCUACAGUUUAUCUAAAGCAAAUAUUGUAGAUUACAUGCUGAUUUAAAUUUCCAGAACACAUUGUCUUUAUCAGUACCAUCAUAUAGAAGGCUUUAUGUCUGGUUUCCAGUAUGUAAACUUUAAGUAGUAGUAGUAUAUGUAUGGUAGGCAAUAUGCUGCAAAAAUAACUACCACACUAUGAACACAGACACGUUUUUUUUUUUUUUUUUAAAUUGUAUUUCACUGGGCUAUGCCGUGAUGUUUAUUCAAAGCUUAAGGGGCUUAGAACCAUAAUUUCAUAACAAAAAACAUUUAACUUUAAUUUAAAAAGUGUUAACUUUUACAACCACCGAAUUGCUAGUCUGUCUUACCUGACCUCAGGAUGACUUUUGCCCCACCGCCUCAACUGGGGUAGAAACUACCCCAGAUGAGACCACCCGCAGCCAAAGCCCUUUCUAUCUUGUUUUGAAAAUCAAGAUUGAAACUAUCAAUUUCAAUAUUUGAAAAAUUAACCUGAUCUUUACUACACAGACCAAGGUCCUUCUGAUCUAAAUAAAAAUGUCUGCAUGUAAAACCACCAAGCAGUGGCAAAAAAUUUAGAUAUUGCCAAAUUCAUAUUUUUCAUAUUUUUAUUCCCUUCAGCUCCUUUAACUCUUGGUUUACCAACAAUCGCAAACGCAGAACCAUCUCUGACGAAACUAAAAUGGUUGAGGGGAAUAACUAUCGAAGUGACAUAAAAACAUUCUUUAGACUAUGUAACAACUGAUCUGAUUUGACAACACCUAUAUCAUUACCCCCCCUAAGUGAACAAUUAAAAUAGCUGGAGCGUCUGGGUGCAGUGUUCCAGUCCCACUUAGUUCUGCAAUGUUAAUCAUUGCAGUUUUUGAGAAACUGGACUAAGACUGCCUCUAGUGGCUGUCAAUCACUUCAUGGUGGCAAACAGACUUUGUCAGAGUCUGUAAACUCCCCAAAGGAAAGCAUUGAAGUAGUGUUGCAUUAGGAAACAAAACGUUAAAUCAUGUCAUCUUGCACAUAUAACUUAAAACAAUCUGAUUCCCAUCUACCAAUGUUCUUGAUUGCAUCACCUCCAAAACUUAGUUUAGCUGCUUCAGUUGCAGCCCCAUUCCUGAAAAAAAUAGGACGUAAAUUUACCUCUAUAACCAAGUCUUUCGACACAUAACUGCAAAACCCUCUGAAAUUGAAAACGUGUCAGGGCAGAGCCUGCAACAUGCACCAACAGAGGACCGUGUACUACCGAGCGGACAGCUAAAUAAGCUUGCCCUGUUUCCACUGGGCAAACUCUGCCUGUUUUGAUGUUUGACAAAUGAAUCAAUCUUUCCACCUUUCCCAUUUGAUCUGUUUUUGAAGACUGCAACCAAAUAUUUACCCUAGAAUCCCUAAUAAAAAAAACAUCCUUAAACUGUAAACCUGAUAACCUAAAUCUACUAAAUGAAACUGAUUCGCUGAUCCUAAAUGCUCCAAAGAAGGCGAAAAAAAGGCUGCUGAAAAUAAUAAUACUUUGAACUGAGAAUAACAUUCAAAACAUCAAGUUAAUCUUCUAACACUGGAUAAGUAAUGGGGCGCCUAACAUCAGAAACUUUUAAUACUUUUAAAAUGCCCUUUUAACAAUUGUUUGAUUACAAACGCAUUAACCACUACUGUUUUACCUAGCAUGAAAAGUAUGCUACACCCACUAAGUGCUUGGAGACUGCAUUCUUAGAUAUAUCAUUAUUAAUACCGUUAAUCACAGAAGAAAAAGCAGCUUCUCUAUUAUCACCCACUGGAUGAACGUGGAUUCAUUUAUGGAAUUUAUACCAUGCAUCCCAGGCUAACCCAUAAUCACUCCACGUGUCCUCUGCAAGUGCUUUCAUGAAAAUAAACCAGCUCUUCCAAGAUUAAUUGUCAUAGUCAUUUUGGUCAUUCCAAUCUCUCUUCCUGCGCAUCCAGUACUAAACACUGAAAGUGCUGAGCUGAAAACAAGAAAUAGCAUCAGCUAUUGUAUUGUCGACACAGGAAUCUGCACUGCCUUUGAACAAAUAUUAUGUUUUAAAAAUAACAUCGCUAUUAUUUUGCAACAAAUUAAUAAUGAACAUUGUGAAUGCAUUGAAUUAAUGACAUAUAUCACUGACUUGUCACAGUGGAACAAAAUCAUUUUCUGUUUGAGCUUCUUACCCCAGACUAAAAUUGCUGAUACAAUUGGUAACAGUUUUAGCAGGGUUAAAUUAUUGGUUAACCCUUGUUGACCCAAUAAUCCGGCCACUGCUCAAAGGCCCUUUUUUUGUUUCAAUAUAUGCCAGAAUCAGCUGACCCUGCUGCAUCCACUAAUUAUUGUAAUGCUUCAUUAUCCUGAAAUUUGUUUGCAGAAAUAAAUAGCCAUUGUAAUCUUGCAAGAAUCUUUUCCAAAUCUUUAAGUCUUUUUUAAAUUUCUGCAGAAAUCCUAGCAAAACGGUAAAGUCAUUUAAUUUUUACACAGGUCAAAGCAAUCAAUCUAUAAAAAAUGAUUCAUGUUUGAAUAAUGCGACCCGCAAAUGCUAAUAAGCCUAAUAAUGAUGCAAACUUUUUUUUGAUUUAUUUAUUUUUCUCUGAGUUUGCAAAUCUUUUCUGCUGGCACAGAAUCUGGCACCUACAUUCAAACACAACAUAAUCAAUUGUUAUUCUUAAAAAUUGAAUACAUGUCACUGGACCCACUAUCUUCUCAACUUCUAAAGGAAUGCUUAACUAUGGAAUAACUCUUAACAACCUAAAAUAUUCUGAACUUGAAUCCAAAGCACGAAACAGAAAGUCAUCAAGGUAAUGUACAAUAGAAUAUAAACCGCUCUCAAAAUUAAAGGACCACUCCACAGACCUAAACACCUCCCAAAAAAACAAUAGUUUAGUAGAUAUACCCCCAACAAAUACAUGCAUAAAUAUUUUUAUGCAUGUACUCAUUUGGAAAUAUAGUCAAAAAGAGAUUACAAAAGCUGCAGUACUUAUGACUGCAGCCUCUUUAAGCCCUCUCCUUUUUUCCUGGAAGAGACUUUAAGUCUCUUCACAGGAAAAUAACCAAUCAGAGGCUUCUCAAUGAGAAACAUCUGAAAUGGUCUUAACGUGCACGCGCGCACCCUGCCGCGUCUGCACUUGAGGCUGAGGAGCUGAUCUAAAGGUCUGUGAGGGAGAGGCAGGCAAGGGAGCUAAUGGAAGUAGGAAGGAAUACUCCCUGGCUGUUUGAUUGACAGUCAUGGGGGAGUUCCCAAGUUCAUUUAUAAAAGUGCUGAUUUCUCAUAGAAAUCUGCACUUUUAUAAACUGGGGUUAAGUGAGAGUACUCCUCACCCAUAAAGCACCUCAGUAAGCUUAAGUGCUUUUGGGGUAUGAAGUGGUCCUUUAAUAACCCAUUUAUUAAAAUAGAACUUAUCAAGGAAUUAAAAAAAAAAAACAGCAAAUUGAUAGCUCCCUGGCAAUAGUCUAAAGGCUGACUCAAUGUCCACCUCAAAGUAUGGAUAGGGUACUGAACUAGUAUCCUUAUCAAAUUCAUGAAGCAGCCAGGUAAGAUGAAUGAUAAAUUAGCCUGAAUGACCUGGGCUCAUAUUUAGGAAUUAUACCUAAAGAAGAAAGAUGAAAAUUAGCAAAAGGAGGGCGGUCAAAAGGUAUUCUAGCUAAAGUUAACUCCCUUUGUAACUUCUUGCUGACAGAUGUAAUAUCCUGCAAAACAGAUUUUAAAUUGUAAACAAUCCGAACCUGAGACCUUUGGUAUUUUAAAACACUUGUUUGGGUACACCUUAAGACAAGGAAGGAGGAUACACCUGAAAAUAAGCCCUUCCAGCUGUAUUAGUGUCCAUGCCUUUUUGAACCUGGCCUCCCUAACUGGACCCUGCAAGUCUUUUAUAGGAGCAAAAGGCUGAAUGAUGUCCACCACAGUUUGAACACUCAUAUCAAUUGGGUCAUUUACAAUGCCCUUCAUUAAAAGGCCAACAUAGGCUUUUUUGCAUCACUCCCACUGUCAGUUGACUGUCAACUAGAACUGCUAACAUCAGUAGCUGGUUUAACUGACAGCCUCUGAGGCAGCAUUAAAUUGAGCCAAAUAUUAACAUUCUUCAUUUCUUCAUUUUCGGUACGAAUGGACAGCAAGUUUUUCAUUAUUGUUAAACCAUGCUAAACCUCAAAUAUUUAUACGCCUCAAGAAUAGCCGCUGCAUGCUGAAAUAAAGUCCACUACAUCAUUUUGUCUUUUUUUCUCCCAGUAUGGUUGAGAAAAUACAAAAUGCUUGAAGCCAGUUAUUAAAAUUAUGCGUGAUCAACUUACGCUCAACAUUUCCACGCUCUGCUCUGUGAAUACCUUUGCUGUAGGCAACAGCAAAUCAACAUACCUACAAACAAUAUGGUAUGGUAUAUAUGGUAUUUGGGAAAAUAAAUUGUAGAUUACAUAUAUCAAAAUAAGCAUUUACAUAGUUUAAAAAACAAUAAUCAAUAAACCUCCUUUAGCAAUAUCCAGUUUAAUGCUAAAAUAUGUUAGGUAUUAUGUGUGGUAUGUGUACAUAUUCUUUCUAAGUAUUUAUAUUUCACUUGCCUUGUGUAAGAUUUAACAUUUGGUAGACAUUAAUAUGCUCAGUUGGCUUCUGUGAGCAGAUCAUGAAUAAUGUAAAAACACUUGGCAUAACACAAACUUCGUUAAUAUACUCGAAUGGCAGGAGGACUGCUUGUAGAUCUCUUUCUUGCUCUCACUGUCAGUCAGUUCUUCAGUAUAGCCAUUUAUGCUGGAGAAUUCAUUAAUUUGAUUGACAGAUGGGAAAGACCUAUUUUUAAAUAGUUAUUUUUUUCUCUCUCUCCCAAUCUAUAUUUUCUUAGCACAUUAUUCAGACGGCAUUUUGUACUCUUUAAAUAUCACACCAUCUAAAUAAUUGUUUAUAUAAUUUAAAAAGAUUUUGCAGAAGAUUGUGUGUACAAGUCUAUAUUAUAUAACAACAACAAAAAGUGUGAAAACAAAAGUAGCCAUUUUAGGUCUUUGAUUUUAAUAAUGUAUUUGUAGCCAAGUAGUAGACUAUAGCAUUUUGUAAAAAAAAAAAAAGAGAAGUAUUGGUGUCCCUCUUUAGUUAUUAUUGGCAUUAUAUGUAGUCCAGGCUGUGGUUAUCUACAUCAGACAUUCAAAGCAGAGUCAGUUUCAAAAGCAGAGCAAUUCAGGAGCAAAAACUGAACCAUUGAAAACGAAUUGGCUGAUUGUUAUACAUAGAAUAUUGUCCCAUAAUCUGUAUAAAGAAAGCCCACUGUGUUUUCUUUUUUUCUAUGACCCUCUCAUUUUUUAUUAUUUGCAGUCACUAAAUCUACAUCUGCAACUGUCCAGUCUACGAUGGGCAGCAAGGACCUGACAAGCCUACUCACUACACCCAAGUAUGCCAUUCUUUCCUUUUAACUCUCAUUUUUUCAUAUCUCAUUUAAAAGAGCGUGAUCCCACUUCACCUCCUUCCUCCACCAACCCACUUAAUGUUUCUUUGAAAUUAUAACAAUUUCUAUUUUUCCCCUUUGUUAUUUGAACAUUUAGGGUGGCUUAGACCUUUUAUAGAAAAAUGUAGUAUAUUGCACUUAUCCUUUGUUAAGCUAUUAUAUUUAUUUGUCUAACAAUAAGAAAAGAACUAAGAGUGAGAGAGAAAUCAAGCCCUUACCAGAAAUAUCUUGCUUGCAUGCUUUGACGGCAAUAUUUUAUGAGUGUGCUAGGGAUAAAUACACCCGGCCAUCUUCCCUCUCAAUUUUUCCACCCCAGUUUCAUAUUAGCUGGACUGAAAUGGGUUAAAAUGUCUCCAAUUUUUUAUUAGUGUUAAUGGAACAUAUGUUAGGUGGAAUGGACUACAAAUAUGGCUGCGGCAUAAUUAUGCAUUUCCAGCCCACAAUGCCUAGCAUGCCGUUGUUAGGCAUGUUUUUUUUAAAUGUAGCAGCAGUCAGAUGCCAUAUAGUUACUUACCAUGGUUAUAUAUCUUAGUGCAUGAAAACAUAAGUUGAAUAUCUCCUUUAAUCCAUACAGUUACUGUGAAUUUUACUUUUUAAUACUUUGAAGCUUACUUUUUUAUUUCUCUUUGUAUAGAUUGGGCCUUGAAACAGCACCAUCCAGCUCAUCCCACGCGGCAAUAAUCACAAGUACGUCUACACUUAGUGCGUUUCACUCCCUCCAGGGUCGCCUAGUAUCCAGCAUUGCCCCUGGUGCCCACAGCCAGUCAACCAACACACUAUCAGGUGCUUUGUCCAUGGAAAACAACCUCACAAUGCAUUUAAGCAGUGCUUCUUACUUGGGUGGGGUGGGGAUGGGGAUGCUUUCAACAGUAUUGAAGGGACUACUAACAUGUACAUUUAUAUUUACUCAUGUUUUCUAUGUCAUUACUGUGAAGAAUAAUACCUAAAAACUGCAUACAUUGGCAAGAAUUAUAUUUUACAUAUGUACACUGUAUGUCUUAGUUGUCUGCGUGAGCCACUGUUUCUGAGUAGGACAUUCAAGUGGAGUACAUGGAAAGACUAUGUAAUUGUGGUCUUUUCUCAUUGAUGCAGGUUCAAGUACCGGAGCCUCCGCAAGCAGCCUGUUGCAGGGGUUAAGUUUUAGUCUACAAGACAUUGGAGGCAAAUCUCCAGCUCUCCCCAACACCUCUUCAGCCACAGUAUCAAGCACUCAGGUAUACACAUGGUUUAAAAAAAUGGCACAUGUAUCAAGGGAAAUCAUUCAGGGGUUUCUACAUUUGUUUUCCAAAGAUCAUGUGAAUUAUUUGCAUUGUUUUUUGUUGUUGUUGUUGUUUCCCCCCACACACACACACACAUUUAAACUCUAUUUUUGUAAUUUGGCAGACCAUGACAGUUAAAGCUCCUGGCUCUAUCCAAGGUUUAGCCAGUAUAACUACUGGAGCAGGCACAAUACUGCGUACCAUCCCUGUAGUGACUUCGUCAUCACUCGUGGCAUCAUCUGGUGGAAAACCUACCUCCAUUCAUCAAUUGCUAACAAAUGGGGGUCUAGCGAAACUGGCAAGCAGCUUACCUGGCUUGGCCCAGUUAUCGAGCCCAGCUGCAGGUAAAAUAAAGCUGCCUUAUAAUAUCUAAAGAUUACACCAAAGAGUGUUCAAAUUAUCUAUUCAUUUAUUCAUUCACAUUUUAGGUUUAAAGGCCCCAACCACCAUCACAGUCACUCUUCGUGGUCAGCCUAGCCGUGUUACUAGUCUCAGCCAGGCGGGAAUGGGAGCUUCUCAGACCAAGCAAGAAGAUGGCACGCAUCAAAUAGUAAGUAUACAUACUUCUUGGAUCUUUUCUCUACAUUAAAACAGAUACAUCAUGGUUUCCAUUAAUUAGGGGAAAAUAUAGCAUUAUGUUC
Pelobates cultripes (western spadefoot toad) is the source of this 41622-nucleotide messenger RNA. The record is from the annotation of a GenBank genome assembly. NCBI's taxonomy places the organism in Eukaryota, Metazoa, Chordata, Amphibia, Anura, Pelobatidae.